GUAGCUCAGUACUAUGUCGUUCUUCAACUCUAUCGGUCGUUCCAUGACCCGUGCACCACGAAGUGCUAAGCGGUCCCCAACUCCAACUUCAGCGACGUUCUCUCCUGUCGAAUACACAUCGAACUCGACACCUCCAUCUCCCAUCGUGGCAACACCGAAACCCCUUUAUCUGUGCAGUCCAUUCGUGGAAGCGGCCUUGGUAAAGGGAAACUUCAAGACCAUUGUUAUGUUGCCAAAAUAUGUUGAUAUCAUGGAAUGGGUGGCAGUGAAUAUCUUUGACUUUUAUACCAAUCUCAAUGAGUUUUACGGAGUCAUCACUGAAUGCUGUACCCAGCAGACUUGUCCAACGAUGUCUGCAGGGCCUGUACUGAACUAUACGUGGAUCAACCAAGAUCGCAAGAGCGUACAUCUUCCGGCACCAACUUAUAUCGACUAUGUCAUGACGUGGGCUCAAAAUCUUCUCGACGAUGAAUCCGUGUUUCCCACCAAGUCGGGGCGUGACUUUCCUCAAAGCUUUCCGUCUACCGUAAAACACGUCUAUCGUCAACUAUUGCGCGUCUUUGCGCACAUAUACCAUGCGCAUUAUCACCAAAUCCUUCAUUUACGAUCGGAGCCGCACUUCAACAGCCUGUUCGCGCAUUUCCUUGCUUUUGGUCGUGAAUACGAGUUGCUGGAGAUGAAAGAUCUGAAGGGAUCGUCCUCGGCACCCGUAGGAGUAGGUGCCCUAUGGGAGCGCUGGAGGGACAUGGGUAUAUUGGAUGGUUAAGAUGCUUUCGAAGUAUAUCUGUCCUGUGAUCUGGUUAUCGCAGGGAACAGUACGAUUUAUUGCUAUCGAUUCGCGUAUCUUUUGUAACAGUAAUAACAACG
Molecule: messenger RNA, 867 nt
Organism: Guyanagaster necrorhizus
Lineage: Eukaryota; Fungi; Basidiomycota; Agaricomycetes; Agaricales; Physalacriaceae
Exons: 5
Coding region: 14-766 (250 amino acids)
Source: RefSeq, a predicted model, not a curated record